Molecule: messenger RNA, 912 nt
Organism: Pediculus humanus corporis (human body louse)
Lineage: Eukaryota; Metazoa; Arthropoda; Insecta; Psocodea; Pediculidae
Product: Nuclear hormone receptor E75, putative
Exons: 6
Coding region: 1-912 (303 amino acids)
Biological process (GO): regulation of DNA-templated transcription
Molecular function (GO): nuclear receptor activity; DNA binding
Source: RefSeq, a predicted model, not a curated record
AUGUCAAGAGAUUCUGUGAGAUACGGUCGAGUGCCAAAAAGAUCAAGAGAAAGAAGUACGGAAGAACAAUCGAGAGUUUCAACGUCGGAUGCAGAACAAUCAGAUUCGGAUACAAAACAGCUGGCAGUGUAUGACGUCAUAUUGACGGUUUCUCAAGCUCAUCAUGCCAAUUGUGGAUAUACUGAAGAACACACGAGAAAUUUGGUUCGAAAACCGAUAACGAUACCCCCUUUGAAUGGUUCCUCAUCAACGGAUGGUCCAGAAGUUGCAUCAUCGACAGCUGAAAGUUUAGAACAAGAAAGAAUUUGGCUGUGGCAACAAUUUGCAUCACACGUUACUCCUAGCGUUCAAAGGGUAGUAGAAUUUGCAAAAAGGGUACCUGGUUUUUGCGAUUUAAGCCAGGACGAUCAAUUAAUAUUAAUAAAAGUAGGAUUUUUUGAAAUUUGGUUGGGACAUGUAUCGCGACAAACAUGCGAUUCAUCAAUGACUUUUACCGAUGGCACAUAUAUAACGAAGCAGCAAAUGGAUCUUAUUUACGAUCCCGAGUUUGUCUCUUCAUUGUUUCAUUUUGCGGCUUCCUUUAACGCUUUAGCACUUAACGAUACAGAACUAGGCCUAUUUUCAGCUGUUGUUCUCCUUUCGGCGGAUAGACCGGGAGUAGCAGAUAUAAAAGUCAUCGAACAACAUCAAGAUAGAUUAAUAGAAGCACUUAAAGUACAGGUGGGUCGUAAUCAUGCAAGCGAUCCUCAACUUUUUUCAAGUCUUCUUAUGAAAUUACCCGAAUUGAGAAAUCUCGGAGCUAAACAUUCUGCUCAUUUAGAUUGGUUUCGAAUUAAUUGGCAACUUUUAAGGCUACCCCCUUUAUUCGCUGAAAUAUUUGACAUUCCAAAAUGCGAAGAAGAUCUUCAAUGA